Cyclocybe aegerita is the source of this 3648-nucleotide messenger RNA. The record is from the annotation of a GenBank genome assembly. Lineage: Eukaryota; Fungi; Basidiomycota; Agaricomycetes; Agaricales; Hemipholiotaceae.
AUGUCGGUAAUGCUCACAAAAUUCGAGUCUAAAAGCAACCGCGUGAAGGGACUUGCAUUCCAUCCAACACAACCUCUUCUCGCGGCGGCACUUCACAAUGGCAGUGUACAGCUUUGGAAUUACCGUAUGGGUGUGCUGGUGGAUAGAUUUGAGGAGCACGAAGGACCGGUCAGAGGCGUCGCGAUCCAUCCUACUCGAGCGCUCUUGGUGACUGGCGGAGACGAUUAUAAAAUCAAAGUUUGGGAUAUCCGUCCACAGAACCGUCGCUGUCUUUUCACGCUUCAUGGCCACCUCGACUACGUGCGAACAGUGCAAUUCCAUCACGAGAUGCCGUGGAUCCUAUCAGCCUCGGACGACCAGACGAUCAGAAUCUGGAAUAGCACUUCUCGCCAAUGCAUUGCUGUCCUCACUGGCCACUCUCACUACGUCAUGUCCGCCCAAUUCCACCCUAAAGAGGAUCUCAUCGUUUCUGCGUCGAUGGACCAGACCGUCCGUGUAUGGGAUAUUUCGAAUCUCCGGAAAGGUUCCCCCAACUCUGGAGGACCCGGCAGCAGCAAUAACAAUGCUGGAGGAAACUUCGAGACAUUCGACACGUUCUCCACCGUGAAGCACGUUCUCGAGGGCCACGAUCGCGGUGUUAACUACGCCAUGUUCCACCCAACUCUUCCUCUCAUCAUCUCAGCGGCGGACGAUCGUACCAUCAAGAUCUGGCGUAUGAGCGAGACCAAGGCAUGGGAAGUUGAUGCUUGCCGUGGACACUUCAACAACGUCUCGAGCGCCCUCUUUCACCCCAAGCACGAAUUGAUCGUUUCUUGCGGCGAAGAUAAAACCGUCAGAGUCUGGGACCUUGCCAAACGGACAGCCAUCCAAACCUUCCGCCGAGAGCAAGAUCGAUUCUGGGUGUUGGCGGCCCAUCCCAACCUCAAUCUUUUCGCGGCCGGACACGACAGCGGGUUGAUCGUUUUCAAGCUUGAACGCGAGCGACCGGCGUUCUCAACCUUCCAGGACACGCUUUACUACGUUCGGGACAAAUACGUCCGUUCGUACGACUUCAACACUGGUGCCGAUAUUGGACUGCUGAGCGUACGCAAAUUUGGCAGUCCUUAUGUUCCACCUCGCACUCUCAGCUUCAACCCUGCUGAGAGAACUGUCAUCCUCACGAUCAGCUCAGAUAACGGGCUUUAUGAGUUAACCAACCUGCCCCAACAAGCUCAAGGUGAAGUGAAGGACUCUAGUGUUGAUGGGAAGAAGGGAACUGGCCAGAGCGCGAUUUUCGUUGCCAGGAACAGAUUUGCGGUUCUUAACAAGGCAACGCAGCUCAUCGAAGUCCGCGAUUUGGCCAACUCUAUCGUCAAGACCAUUAAGGCCCCCGUUCAAACGAAUGAGAUUUUCUACGGCGGGACUGCGUGCCUCAUUCUCAGCUCGACUACCAGCGUAGUGUUGUACGACAUCCAACAACAGAAGACGAUUGCCGAAAUCAACAGCCCACCCGUGAAAUACGUGGUUUGGAGCAACGACUCUUCGCUGGUCGCUCUUAUGAGCAAACACACGAUCACGAUUGCGAACAAGAACUUCUCCCAGCACAGCCUUAUUCAUGAGACGAUUAGGAUCAAGUCAGGGGCAUGGGACGACGCAGGUGUCUUCAUCUAUUCAACGUUGAACCAUAUCAAAUAUUGCUUGGCCCAAGGUGACCAUGGCGUUGUAUGCACUCUGGACAAUCCCGUCUACUUGACCCACGUCAAGGGCAAGACAGUUUACUGUCUCGAUCGUUCGGCUCGUCCUCGCACGAUCACCUUCGAUCCAACAGAGUACCGUUUCAAGCUCGCCUUGCUGAAGAACAACUACGAGGAGAUGCUGUACAUUAUCAAGACAUCGACGCUUCUUGGACAGAGCAUAAUCGCGUACCUUCAACAGAAGGGCUUUCCUGAGAUCGCUCUUCACUUCGUGCAAGACACCAACACAAGAUUCGAGCUGGCCAUUGAAUGCGGAAAUCUCGACGUGGCGAUGGAAACAGCGAAGACGAUCAACCGACCUGAAUGCUGGGAGCGGCUUGCCCAGCAGGCAUUGAAGCAGGGUAACCACAAAGUGGUAGAGAAAGCUUAUCAACAGACGAAGAACUUUGACAAGCUUUCGUUCCUAUAUCUCGCCACCGGCAGCACCGACAAACUUUCGAAGAUGCAGAAGAUCGCAGAUGCCCGUGGCGAUCCUAUGUCGCGCUUCCACAAUGCUCUAUAUGCGGGUGAUGUUCAAGGGAGAAUAGCUGUGUUGAGAGAUGUUGGGCUUCAUCCUUUGGCUUAUCUGACUGCCAAAACCAAUGGGCUCGAUGACCUUGCUGCCGAGAUACUGGAAGCCGCAGGCCUGACAGAAGCGGACGUUGACGAUGUGCCCACCUUUGCUGCAUCGACUCUUAAGCCACCACCUGUCGUCACAACCACCACCGAUCUCGUCUGGCCAUCAUUGUCAACUGCAGAGAGCUUCUUCGACCGCGCUCUCGUCAACGGACAGCUAGAAGGUGGUGCUGAGCCGUCGUACACCAACGGCGACGCAGCAGGAAGUUCAGCAUUGGAUGCCUGGGCUAAAGAAGAGGAAGAGGAAGAGGAGAUCGACCCUGAAGAUGGUGGCUGGGAACUCGAUGCUGACGGUGGAGAGUUUGCACCGGCUGUUGAAGGCGAGGAUGCCGCCGUUGAUGCUGAGGAGGAGCUGGGUGCGGGUGCAACACCCGGACCGAGCGAGCCUGAUCUUUGGGUCAGAAAUUCACCACUGGCAGCCGACCAUAUCGCUGCUGGGUCUUUCGAAACUGCUAUGCAGCUCCUUAAUCGUCAAUUCGGUGUCAUCAACUUCCCUGCACUCAAACCUCUCUUCCUGUCACAAUAUCGCUCGUCACAUACGUACCUGUCGCCUUACGCCUCAUUACCACCGUUGAAGCUGCACGUUCGCCGCAACACGAGCGAGUCUUCUCCCAGCCGUGUCUUGCCUGUCGCUGUACGCUCGCUACAAUCGAUCCGAGCAGAACUUGCAGAAGGAUAUCGCUUUGUCUCUGGAAACAAGUUGACGGAAGCCCAAGCGACUUUCCGAUCUGUACUAGAGAACCUCUUGCUGGUCGUUCUUUCGUCAGAUGAGGAAGCUAAGCAGUGGAGAGAAACUGUCAUGGCUGCGCGGGAAUAUCUCCUCGGUGUUUCGAUCGAACUAGAAAGGCGACGAGUGGUCGAGCAAGAACCGGACAACAUCCAGCGCAACCUCGAACUUGCUGCAUACUUUACGCAAUGUCAACUCCAACCUCCGCAUCUACAAAUCGCUCUGCGGAGCGCGAUUGGCGCUUUUGCGAAGGCCAACAACCAAGCACAUGCGGCACGGUUCGCGAAGCGUCUGCUCGAGCUCAAGCCCGACCCAAAAAUUGUUGCCCAAGCCAGACAACGUAUUGCUGCUGGCGACCGCAACCCACGCAACGCCGUCGAAAUCCAAUACGACGAGUUUACGCCCUUUGAGAUCUGUGCAGCGACGUACACCCCGAUAUACAAGGGCUCUCCCUCCGUUCACUGCCCCUACACCGAUGCGGCCUACCUUCCUGAAUUCAAGGGCACCCUCGACCCUCUAAUUCAACUGAUUGAGAUCGGGGCUUCUGUAACUGGUCUGCCUGCUUCGUGGUAG